Colletotrichum graminicola M1.001 is the source of this 519-nucleotide messenger RNA. RefSeq names its product NADH:ubiquinone oxidoreductase 20.1kD subunit. NCBI's taxonomy places the organism in Eukaryota, Fungi, Ascomycota, Sordariomycetes, Glomerellales, Glomerellaceae. The transcript is spliced from 3 exons. Gene Ontology annotation, cellular component: mitochondrion. The coding region runs from base 1 to 519 and encodes 172 amino acids. The record is from RefSeq and is a predicted model, not a curated record.
AUGCUGUCCCAACGAUUUGCCCGGAUCUCGACGAUCCGCGGCGCUGCCCAGGCCGCCCGACGAACUCCCAUUGUCCAGCAGCGAACCUUCUUCCCGCCUCAGAUGAACGACCGCAAGGUCCUUGAGGAGAAGUACCCCGACUACCCGACUCUCUCCGACGCAGAGGACCCCGGCAUGAACGGCGGCUACAUCAACCCUCCCUUCAUCAAGAGACAAUUCCGUGACCCCCAUGCCAACUGGUGGGACAAGCAGGAACGCCGCAACUUUGGCGAGCCCGUCCACGAGGAUCACGACCUGCUGGGUAUGUUCUCGCCCUACGAGUACACCUGGACCACCACCGGCAAGGGCCUGCUCCAGAUUGGAGCUUUUAUCGUGGCUUUCCUCGGCGUCUGCGGUGUCGUUGCCGCCAGCUACCCCGACAAGCCCUCAUACCCCAGAGAAUUUCCUGAUGGGCUUGAGAGAGAGCUGGGAGGUGCCAGCGCUGUGCGAGCGAGAAAGGCUGGCGAUGCCGACCCAUGA